AUGCCUACCGAAGCUCAGAUCGCCGGCGGCCACAAGGCCAACAUCAACAACCCCAACACGUCUGAGGAGUCCAAGCAGAACUCUAAGAAGAUUCUCGAGAACGAGUUCAACGGCGGCGAUGUCCCCAAGGCUGGCGACAAUGAGGAGAAGAACCCUGGCAAUGUUGCCGGUGGCCUCAAGGCUACUCUGAAGAAUCCCAACGUCUCCGAUGAGGCCAAGGAGUCUGCCAAGGAGCGUCUUGACAACAUGUAA
Colletotrichum costaricense is the source of this 252-nucleotide messenger RNA. Its product is annotated as conidiation protein 6. The transcript has 2 exons. The coding region runs from base 1 to 252 and encodes 83 amino acids. Gene Ontology annotation, cellular component: cytoplasm. The record is from RefSeq and is a predicted model, not a curated record. NCBI's taxonomy places the organism in Eukaryota, Fungi, Ascomycota, Sordariomycetes, Glomerellales, Glomerellaceae.